Molecule: messenger RNA, 2649 nt
Organism: Puccinia graminis f. sp. tritici CRL 75-36-700-3
Lineage: Eukaryota; Fungi; Basidiomycota; Pucciniomycetes; Pucciniales; Pucciniaceae
Exons: 7
Coding region: 1-2649 (882 amino acids)
Source: RefSeq, a predicted model, not a curated record
AUGACAGCCAGAAAGCAAAAAUCUAGUCUCCACCAAUUCCACAAAGGAUCACGGAUGCCACGGAUCGAAACGAGAUCCCAGAAGGAUUACCGGAAUAAGAUGCGCAAACACACGGCAGCUGAAUUAUCAGAUAUAACUACCCCUAGUGUUCCUGUGCCGCUGACUGAACUGAUACCUGAAGAUGAUUACCUUCACAACGCUGACCAAGAAACCUCACAUCACGAUCACCAAGAAACCUCACAUCACGAUCAAGACCAGGAUGCUUGGUAUGACAUUCCAGACGAGAUGAGACCGGAAGACGCCGAAUCCCUCAGACAAAUUCGAUCACACCAUCAAGCACUCAUACAGCAGCAAAAAUUGAGGAAUUGGUCAGAUCUUAUGAUAUCGAUGUUCCCAGCCUACCUCCAUUUGAAAAAGAAAACGCAAAACUGGUCCCAGAUUGGCUGUCUUGAAGACUUUUCAAAGGACCUGUGUAAAUGCACUCCAGGACAGCGGAAUUGGAGAGAGGUUGACCUCAUUGAUCUCAUGGGUUCAGUCGAUGCCUACCGACACCUGAAGCGGUUAGAACAAGAUUUAAUUCAGACCACAACCGCCUGCUCUUCACAAGACAUUCUAGCCCAACGGUCAUGUCCAGCUUGUUUUGGUGUUUCGCUGCCGGUCGAUCAUGAAUCACAACCCUCAGACACUAGUCAAGUAUUCCUCUGCCUCGAUGGAAAUUUUCAACACCGACAUCAUGAGAAGGCCUCCAAGAAUCACCUGCCCCUUCAUACUCCCCAUCUGUUUGUCACUCCAGAAGAAAUCCAAGCCUCUAACGACCAAAUAUUAACCCACGAAAAAGCUCAAAAAAAGACUGAGAAAGCGAAAGACAGAUGUACAGAGCAGCACAAGGCUGCAGAUGACCGACGAAACGCCAGCACUUGGAAAGGUUGUGAUGACACUGGAUUGUUCGGAUGUUGCUGCCGACACGAUUCAGUAAUCUAUUUCUGUAAUAUACACAAAUCGGGAGAAGGACGUGGCCUACCUAUGUCAAUCUUGAAGCGGCUCCUUGGCGAACUAAAUUCCAAUAUUCAAUUAGGUGUUCUUUACGAUAUUGGCUGCACCCUGGGAAAAUUUUUUGAAUCCCGGAAUUUACUUACCAAACAUCUUCCAAGGAUGAAAUUUGCUACAGCAGUAUUUCAUUCCUAUGUCCAUGACUGGGCAUGUCAACUCAAGUUCAAUCCAAGAUACAACAAGGGAUGGGGCUUAACAGACGGUGAGGGGUUGGAGCGUCUGUGGUCCUAUCUUUCCCCACUGGUGGGCCCUCAAAGGUAUGCGACUCGAAAUCGUCGGCUUGGUGGAAUCAAUCAUCGAAGUGUAUUCCACAACAUGCUUGGAAUGGAGAAGCUGUUAUUAACUCUGAAGAGGAAGACACUCCAUGCAAUCACUCAUCAAAAAGAUGCUCGGAAAAAUCUGGACAAGCUUCUGAGUCAGCCAAACCCACAUCAACGUGGCACUUGCUUCACCGAGGAUUUUUUUCGGGCACAAUGGGAAGCUCAGCGUGCUUUCCAUGCCAAUCUAAAUGAGGAGGAGGUAGCCCACAAAGAGGAGCUAGCACAAUUCUUUGAGCGAGGUGAAACCAUCAAAACACUUGUUGAGAUGCUUGUGUCAGGAUUAAAAUCACACUCGCAGUCCGAUCCCACCCAGAUGAUGAACCAGUUGAGUGAGAUCCAAAUGCUCCAGGCCAAGCAAGAUGAGGAAACGAAAAAACUGGGCUCUCAUUUUGGAACAGCUAAUAUUGAGGAUGAGGACCAACAAAAACGGUUGGGGCUCCUCUACAGUGCCAAGUUAGCACUCUAUAAGGCUGCCGUUCAGAUUCAAGGUGAAUUGCAACCAUUGCGAGAUUCAAAGGGUCGGGGCGAGCGCCUGGGAACUGUCUUGAAGGAGAAGAUCUUCGAUGCCCUGGAUCGUCGAAAGAAAUCCGUCAUUUCGGUUCUAAACACUUUCCAGACUCGGCGUACUGACUACCUCAGAAACCACUGUCCUGAACAACUCGACUUGCCAGAAAAUGCACCAAUUGACUAUCACCAAUUUAAGAAAAUCCCGCUGGACGACCCCUUUUGGAACGAUGGGUACAUGUGCCUAUCUAAGGACCCAUGGGCCAUCAAUCCGAACGUGCGGUCUGGAAUCCAUGCGGUCCUUGCCUUGGAACGUUCAAAAGAGGAACUUGUUCAACUGACGAUUGAGUUGCGAAGGACCGUCUCAUGGGGGAUUUCCCACAGAGAUCAGGUGAAAUCAUGCAUUGAUCAAUGUGUACUGGGUCCAUUAAGCAGUGGGCUGCAGAAUACAUUGAAUGAUGCACUAGGUGAAGAUGAAAACCGUGCAAAGACUUUGCUACGUGAUGAGUUGGAAACUUAUCAGCAGCAGCAUGAAGCACUGCUGGUAACAUGGCAUGUAACCAUAGAAGAAAUGGUAUUGCAGGGCUUAGUGGGCCACACAGUUAUACCCAACACGUGGUUUGCCUUAAUAGAGUUUCUUAAAUUAGAUAUAUACAACGACUCAACACUCAGCCUGAAUUUGCUCUUAGAGGAAGUUGUUCUCAAAGAUCAAGAAUCAGAUGGUGAAUCAGCUGCCAAUGAUGAUCUUGACGAGUACCAAGAGUCCCACAGUUGA